AUGAGUAACACGGACAAAAAAGGAGAAGAAAGCGACAUAUUCGCCGGUUUCCACACCGCUUAUAAAUCUUUUGCAACAGAUGCCAUACACGUCGGUCAGGAGCCGGAGCAAUGGAAAUCAAUGGCCGUAGUACCGCCGAUUUCCCUUUCUACGACUUUCAAGCAACACGCUCCAGGAAACCACGCUGGGUUUGAAUACAGCCGGAGCGGAAAUCCCACCAGAAACUGCCUUGAAAAAGCUGUAGCAGCACUGGAUGGGGCAAAGUACUGCCUUGCUCUCGCUUCAGGACUGGCAGCCACGGUGACUAUCACUCACAUGCUCAAGGCAGGUGAAGGAAUCGUCUGCAUGGAUGACGUGUAUGGAGGCACAAACCGCUACUUCCAAAGAAUCGCAGCUGAAGUCGGCCUGGAUGUGUCUUUUGCUGACUGUACAAAUCCAGAACUGCUCAAGGCUGCUCUGAAGCCAAAUACUAAGCUGGUGUGGAUCGAAACACCCACCAACCCCAUGAUGAAGGUGGUCGAUAUCAAGGCCUGUUCUGAUUUGGUCCACGAGCACAACAAAGACAUAGUGGUGGUUGUGGACAACACCUUCAUGUCGGCCUAUUUCCAGCGCCCCUUGGCUUUGGGAGCUGAUAUCUGCAUGUACUCAGCCACCAAAUACAUGAAUGGUCACAGUGAUGUGGUGAUGGGUAUGGUCUCCGUAAACAGGGACGAUCUGUAUGAGCGACUGAAGUUUUUGCAGAAUGCACUGGGUGGUGUACCGUCUCCUUUUGACUGUUUCCUGUGUAACCGUGGAUUGAAGACACUCCACUUGAGAAUGGAGCGGCACUUUAAGAAUGCCAUGGCUGUUGCCAAGUUUCUGGAGGCUGAUCCGAGGGUGGAGCGUGUCCUCUACCCAGGCCUGCCGUCUCACCCCCAGUACGAAGUGAUGAAGAGACAAUGUACUGGGUGUCCAGGGAUGAUCGCCUUCAACAUUAAAGGGAAACUUGAGCAUGCUACCACCUUCCUCAGCAGCCUCAAAAUGUUUGCAAUUGCCGAAAGUCUUGGUGGAUAUGAAAGUUUAGCAGAACACCCGGCGAUUAUGACCCAUGCAUCAGUGCCAGAAAAUGAGAGGAAUUUGCUGGGCAUCAGUGACACGCUGAUCCGGCUCUCUGUUGGACUGGAAGAUGAAGCCGACAUCAUUGAAGACCUGGAACAGGCUCUGGCUGCUGCUCAUCCAAAGAAAUGAAAUGUCUUCAGAUGACAUCCUCGAGGGUGGAGGAAUCACAUUUGGGAUGGAAGACCCGAGUUACCUGAAGUCUUGAACCUUUGCAGAUCAACAUGUGGGACCUCAGUUCAGUGAGAUUCACCUGUCAGGGAACAGCUUGUUCUUGGUGGGGGAAAAAACAGCCAAAAAACCCCCCCUAAAUAAAUCAUAUUUGUGAUUAAUUGCAACAGUUUUUACAUGAGAACAACUCUAAUGCUUUUACUAGAGCAUCU
Archocentrus centrarchus (flier cichlid) is the source of this 1478-nucleotide messenger RNA. It is a transcript of the gene cth, whose product is annotated as cystathionase (cystathionine gamma-lyase). The transcript has 12 exons. Gene Ontology annotation, biological process: transsulfuration. NCBI's taxonomy places the organism in Eukaryota, Metazoa, Chordata, Actinopteri, Cichliformes, Cichlidae. Bases 1 to 1227 code for a protein of 408 amino acids. Gene Ontology annotation, cellular component: cytoplasm. Gene Ontology annotation, molecular function: pyridoxal phosphate binding; cystathionine gamma-lyase activity. The record is from RefSeq and is a predicted model, not a curated record.